CAAACGCUCCCAUGAUUCCACGUCGGCUCCCUCGCGCUGUGCACUCACUCUGGCGCUGCUGCUAAGCAACAAGCAUUUGCGAGCUACGAUGCUAGCCAGUAACCUGGUUAGCUCCGCUCUCAGCGUAGUUAGCUCAUACGCAGGCUCGCAGACAGACGGCAGUGCGGACAGAUACGUGAUUUCCAUCCCGUAAAUGUCUCCGAGUUGACUCACUCGUCGUCGUUGAUCAAACUUUGUGUGUCGUGUGGACGCUCAGAACCCGGGCUCUGUGCAGACAUUAGCUAGAUACCGUUAGCAGGUGUAGCAGAAGGUUCUGUACUCUGGGAAAAGAAGUGGCUAACCCUUAGCUAGGUAACCUUAGCACAGGGAGUCACCGGCGCCUCCUCUCGCCACAGAGACGAGCCGAGGGCGGCUGUAGAUAUGUGAUUGCGGGUUAGCCGGCUGGUUAGCUCGUCAAAUGCUGGAGGACACCCGGAGGAGUCGUACCGUGAUUUUACAGGUGGUAUAUGUGUCCGUCUCGCAUCACUAAAACAACCCGGGCAGAGUGGAACUGAGAGAACCAGCCAGACGUCGCCACCAUGUUGGAGGAGGACAUGGAAGUGGCCAUCAAAGUGGUCGUGGUUGGCAACGGAGCCGUUGGCAAAUCCAGUAUGAUCCAACGCUACUGCAAAGGCAUCUUCACUAAGGACUACAAAAAGACAAUCGGAGUGGACUUUCUGGAGAGGCAGAUAGAUGUCAAUGACGAAGAGGUCCGACUAAUGCUUUGGGACACUGCUGGGCAGGAAGAGUUUGACGCUAUCACCAAGGCCUAUUAUCGUGGUGCACAAGCAUGUGUGCUGGUUUUCUCUACCACCGACAGGGAGUCAUUUCAGGCUAUCGACAGCUGGAGGGAGAAAGUGGAAGCAGAGGUUGGAGAUAUUCCCACAGUUCUAGUGCAGAACAAAAUUGACCUCCUAGAAGAGACUGUUAUAAAUAAUGAGGAGGCAGAAGGUUUGGCAAAAAGACUCAAACUGAGAUUUUAUCGAGCUUCAGUAAAAGAGGACCUUAAUGUUAACGAGGUUUUUAAGUACUUAGCUGAAAAGUAUCUUCAACGACUCAAGCAGCAAACAGCAGAGGAGACCGAUGUGGUCCAUUCAACAAGCAAUAAAAUAGGUGUUUUCAAUACCACAAGUAGUAAUGUCUGCAACCAGAACUCCAGCAACGGUAGAGAAGUCAUCACGUUGAGACCAAACAAACAACGGACCAAGAAGAGUAAAAAUCCUUUUGGAAGUUGCAGCCUUCUCUAGAUAGAAUCAUUUUAGUUUUAGCAACCGACUAUUUGUUUCUCAGACUAGAUUGGUCAUUGUUGUAUUCAUUUAGAGACCAAAGCCCAUACAGACUGGGAAGUACUACUCUACACUACUUUAACAAUUUUGGUUCAACCUUGGGUGUCCAUCAGUGGUCUGCACACAAAGCCUGUUGAUAUGUAUACACGUUGGGUAACAACUAGAGCUGAAAUCCCCACAAAAACAAGAGUUAUGUCUGUGAGUGAUUGUGUGUUUUUUUUUUUAAUAUAUAUAACUCGAUAUACACGCCUCUCAUCAAAAUAUGUAACAGCAAAUGUUGCACUCUUGCUCCUGGUCGCCCAUUCAUGUGUUUGACAUUCGAACCGUACAAUAUGUUUGCAUGCAUCGUAGAAGAUAAACAGAUCAUUUUGUACCAUAUUUUUCUAACUGUCAACAAACUAUGGCUCAGACUAUGCUGUUUAUUGUGGACAAAACACUCUGGAAUCCAGAAGUAAUUCUAUGUGCAGAGUUAUUUUUGUACGAAUCACAUUAGUGUUGAGUGAUAUUUUCACUGAAGUGUUGACGUUGUGCCAAAAUGUUCCAUUUUCUGAGCUGUAGUUUAACAUUAACACUGCAAUGACUUGGAUGUAACAUGAAAAGAAUAGAAUGUGCUCCUAUGGAUAACCAAAUAUUGAUAACUAUUGUCACAAAAUAGUCCUGUGUGUCGGCUUACAGUGCACUUAUUCAAAGAUUUGUUAUCUGAAUUCUUCACUUAAUUAUGAGUUGAAUUAAUGAUUCUCUGCUAUUUGAGUCAUAAUACAUCAAGUUACAAUCUGUUAUGGUACUUUCAGUUGUUAACAUAUGUCAGAUUUAACUGACCUUUUCUUUAACGUUAGCAUAGCUUUGCCUAUGCAGGGUUUAUAUUGUCCAUUGUCACUACAUUUCAAACACUAAACAUGUUACAAGUUGUGUUUUUAUCUUUGGUUUGGCCUCAUGUUGUAUUCUAUCAGUUUUAUUUAUAUCAUUCUGCUCACUUUUAAUGGGAUGAAAGGGAGAAGGAGCUGGAAUACAGACAGAAUAAAGAGUGAAAAACCCUCGCUGUCUGAUGGUAUUAGAGAUGUUCUGAUACCAUUUUUCUCUUCCCUCUACCAAUUCAGAUACCUGGACUUUAAGCAUCUUCCAAUACCAAGUACUGAUCCGAUACUGAUGCAUAAAAUAACAAACAAAAACCCCACUUGUAUAACAGCUGUAUGCUUCUAACCCUGUAUGGAAGUGAUGAUCGCUAUCACUGCUGUAUGGCCUGGCUCAGGUUAAACCGUUUGGAAAAACAAAUGCAUACAGAGUAUGAACGUCAUAGAACUUCUUUUAUGAUCUAGUUUGACAGUCAUGACUGACAAAGUUCACAAAUAAACAAAUCUUUAGGAAUAUGCAAUGAUUACUUCUUCAAAUUGCUCGAAAUGGAAGCCUAACAUAUGUUUCAUGUCGCCAUUUUACACGUGGGACUUUCAGCCUGAGAUAUUGCCAAAUUUCUGAUAUUUUAUCUAGCUCUGGCUAAUGCUACACUACCAGAAAUCACUUCUUUUUGGCUGCUCUAAAACCAGUAUCAGUGGCAGUUACAGCACAACUGCUGUUUUGGAGCAGCAAAGAGUGAUUUCCAGGAAAAGAAAGUUGCAGUUCAGUCAGGGUGACAUUUCUAUAUUUUGAAGACGUGGCAUUGGAUGGGUACACAGAUUUGCGUACUUGCUGAUGCUCAGUCCCGCAGUAUCUGAGGCAUUUCCAAUGCUGGUAUUGGAACAUCUCUUGGUGGUAUUACCAAAACCACGAGCAUCAGGGCUGGGUAUGUUUCUGCUUGAGUGCCUUUGGUGGCCUGAAUAUGCAAGAAAAUCCAGUUUCUUCUCACUAAAUCAGGAUACUCCAAAAAGAUCUCCCAAACUAAUAUUCAGUCCCCAGUAGAGCGGUGAACUGUUAAUUAUUGCCUUUUAGUAAUUUUGUUUUCCAAGAAUCAUUAUCUGAACGAUACUAAUUUACCAAGCACAAAGAAAUAUGUGUAAAGUCUUAUAUUAAAUCUGCUUUAUAUAAUUAUUGAAAGUAUUUUAAAUGGAAUAUGAAUACAUAGGACAUCUUUGUGGGUAAACAUGUGCAUGCCUGUCUUUUUGAAAGUUUUGUAACUGAUCUCGGAGCUGUGUUAGAAGCUGUUAAUCCCAGCUUCAAACGAAGUUCCGAUUAAUUAAACCAUGUUAUCACUUAAUAGUCUGAUGUGAGCAUCUCAGCUGCUUCAAAUACCAUCGGUACUAAGACUGUGUCACAUUUCAAGCUUUCUCGUUUGGUUCUAUGUAAAGAGUUCUGUUCUGAAAAGAAAGUGUGGAGUAAGUAAUGCAUGCAAGCCUUUUUUUCCACAUCAGUGAAUGUUCAGUCAUGGUUGUAAAGCCACAUUGCCUUGUCCUUGUUUACAUUCUCCCCCGCUGACCAUUUAAUUCCUCUUCCUGCUGUUGGUUUAAAGCUGCAGCGAAUCUGUAAAUAAUCAUUUCUCCAGCUUUCUCUUACUUGUAAACAUUUGCCUUUUUAUUUGCUUCUUGACUGAAUGGAUUUAGUGCACUUUAUCAACAAGAUGGUUUCAAAUCUUAAAGAACCAUAAGUUAAAACUAACCUUACUUAUGUGCUGUCACUCAGGUGUUGUAAUAAUCUGUUUUACUGUUCCUCUACUUUCCCCACACACAGUACUUUAUAAACCAGUUUCACGUGUUUAGAUCGACAAACCCAGAUAAUUCUACUUAGUCUGACAACAACAAAAACCAUUGUUGGAUUUUUUUUUGUUUUGUUUUAACAGUUAUACAUGUAUCACAGCCUGGAAGCGUGCCACAGAAUUGUGCACCUGAUUUUACGUGUGUGUGUGGGGGAGUUGAUUGUAAUCUGACCUAAAUAAAAGAAAUUCAUGAAAUUGUA
Messenger RNA from Paralichthys olivaceus (Japanese flounder), 4208 nucleotides. It is a transcript of the gene rab23, whose product is annotated as RAB23, member RAS oncogene family. The record is from RefSeq and is a predicted model, not a curated record. Gene Ontology annotation, molecular function: GTPase activity; GTP binding. Lineage: Eukaryota; Metazoa; Chordata; Actinopteri; Pleuronectiformes; Paralichthyidae. Gene Ontology annotation, biological process: vesicle-mediated transport.